Messenger RNA from Passer domesticus (house sparrow), 1753 nucleotides. RefSeq names its product parkin coregulated like (gene PACRGL). The record is from RefSeq and is a predicted model, not a curated record. Lineage: Eukaryota; Metazoa; Chordata; Aves; Passeriformes; Passeridae. The coding region runs from base 679 to 1380 and encodes 233 amino acids. The transcript is spliced from 10 exons.
GCGGCGCCGCGGGGCCCGCGGGGAGCGGGGACGGCGCUGCCCGGAGCCCGGCGCUGCCCGGAGCCCCGUGUGCCCGGAGCCCGGCGGUGCCCGGAGCCCCGUGUGCCCGGAGCCCGGCGCUGCCCGGAGCCCCGUGUGCCCGGAGCCCGGCGGUGCCCGGAGCCCGGCGGUGCCCGGAGCCCGGCGGUGCCCGGAGCCCGGCGGUGCCCGGAGCCCCGUGUGCCCGGAGCCCGGCCUGCCCAGGCAGCGGGAGCCGGGGGCGGGACAGGGGCCCGGGGCAGCGGGGCGGCCCCUCGUGCGCCGCGGGGUCCCUGGAUGUCCCGGGGCGCUGGGGAGGGCCGGGCCGGGGGCUCUGUGGGAACUCGUGGUUCUCUUCUCCGGAGCUGCUCUGCCUGAGCCUCUCGGCGGUGACGGCGCUCGGAGCCCCUGAUGUGUUUCUGCCUCUGCACUCAGCAGGUGUCGCUCCUUUAUUUGAAGUCUGCCGUCUGCCAGUAGAUGGGUCACUUCUGUAUCAAACCUCGCUUGUUUGAUUCACGGCUGCGCUCCCCCUGUCUGAUCUCUACAAAAACGUGUGACCCUCCAGCUCCUCUGCACGACAGCAUUCAUCUCUGAAGAGUGAGACCUCCUUGUGAAAAGUGCUUUUUCUGACUUUCAGUGGAGACAGGCCACAUUCUGGAAAUGGUAGGAAAGGUUUUCACAUUAGGAAGCAAUGUUCUAAGAAUGUCAUCAGGCAUCCAAAUAAAAACAAAGUCUGCAGCCCAGAAAAGCAAGACAUGUUCUCCAGAAUCACAGCCAAAGCCUAGUGCCAAGCUGAAUCCUAAAACUAUUGAUCCAGUACGUUUUCGUGCUUAUUCUCAACCAUCAUCUGCAUUUGCUGCUACAUAUGCUAGAGGUGGCAUUCCGUGCAGGUUAGUGCAUGGAUCAGUAAAACACAAACUUCAGUGGGAAUGCCCUCCUGAAACUCUUCCCUUUGAUCCUCUUCUGUUAACAUUGGCAGAGGGACUAAGAGAGACAAAACAUCCCUAUACUUUUGUUUCCAAGGAGGGUUUUAAAGAAUUACUUCUGGUAGAAGGUGCUGCUGAAAAAGCUAUUCCCUUGUUGCCUCGUCUAGUUCCAGUCUUAAAGGCUGCAUUGGCCCAUGCGGAUGAUGAAGUAUUUGGAAGAGGAUUGGAUGCUUUAGUGCAAUUGAGUGCUGUUGUUGGUCCAUCUCUUAAUGAUCAUCUUAAACUUCUGCUCACAAAUCUUUUAAAGAGAUUAAUGGACAAGAAACAUAGAGAAGAAGUUACUGUUGCUUUACAAAAGUUGGAGCACUGUGGAGGAAAGGCAACUGUGGCGAUUAUCAAAUCUAAAAUUCCAACCUAUUGUUCUAUCUACUCUUGAACAAGGAAACUAGUGAUUUAUACUGUAAAGUGGUUUGGAAAGAAACUGUAAAUAUCACUGACACUUAUUUGGGGUAUGAUAUAUUCUCUUAAAAUAAUAAUUAUUCCUCAGUAUGUUGGAGAGCAGGAGUCCUAUCAGUUUGUGAAUAUGUAAUUAUGGAAGACUUUUCUUUGUAUAUUUGUAUAUGCAUUUGUCUUACAGUGAUACUGAUUAAUGUGCAUUAUUUCAAGAGCAGAAUAAAUAUUGAUUCUUAUUUAGUUUUUAAUUACAAUUUCAUUUAUUAUAUCUGCAGUACUUAAUAUGUUGUGUAUAUUUGUGUAAUGCAAAAUAAUUUUGUUGUAAUUACUUAAAUAAAAUCUAACUUGGUGCUAAA